AUGCCUUCCGUCAAAAACCCCAACGGCCCGUCCAAGAACCGGCUCGCCGCCCGCGCGGCCAAGGCCCGCAAGACGAGCCAGAAGCGCUCCGAGGAGAACAAGCACAAGAUCGCCAAGGUGGACGUGAGGCGCGGCGCGCGGCCGGGCCUCCUACCGAACAGCGGGCCCAACGCAAAGGUCAGCUCCAAGAAGGCGCGCAAGCUGCAGAAGAAGCUGGGCUACGCGAUGCAGCGCAAGGCAGAGGCCGAGGGCGAGGCCGUCAUGACUGAUGCCCCGGCGGAUGAGGAGGAGCGACUAGGACCGGACGAGACGGAGAUGGAGGGCAUUCUGUAA
Molecule: messenger RNA, 333 nt
Organism: Cordyceps fumosorosea ARSEF 2679
Lineage: Eukaryota; Fungi; Ascomycota; Sordariomycetes; Hypocreales; Cordycipitaceae
Exons: 2
Coding region: 1-333 (110 amino acids)
Source: RefSeq, a predicted model, not a curated record